Messenger RNA from Lactuca sativa (garden lettuce), 763 nucleotides. RefSeq names its product dormancy-associated protein 1. The record is from RefSeq and is a predicted model, not a curated record. Lineage: Eukaryota; Viridiplantae; Streptophyta; Magnoliopsida; Asterales; Asteraceae.
UAAAAUGUCACUCAAUUAGCUUCAGUCUUCACUACAAAAAUCAAACAGCCUGAAGCCAUGGUUCUAAUAGAUCAGAUGUGGGAUGAAGUUGUCGCCGGACCUCAGCCGCAACGCGGCCUUGGCAAGCUCCGGAAAGUCACAACCGUGAACGAAAAAGGAGAAGGAAGCAGCAAGUUCCAGAAGUCUCUAUCGAUGCCGCCGACUCCAACGACGCCAGGAACUCCAACAACUCCGUCGCCAACGGCGGCGCGUAAGGAUAAUGUGUGGAGGAGCGUGUUUAAUCCCGGUAGUAACCUUGCUACCAAGAGCGUCGGAUCUAAUUACUUCGACAAUCCUAGCACCGUCGGAUCUCCAACUGUUUACGACUGGCUCUACAGUGGUGAGACAAGGAGCAAACAUCGUUAAGCGGUUGCUAAAGUCACCGAUUGGUGAGUGUAAAUAUCGUACUCUCUGUUUCGUUGAUCGCCACGUGUUCAUGUUUGCCUGUAGUGUAAUCGUCUGAUACGACGUGUAGAAGCUUAUCGUGUGUACCCUUGUUAUCGGCCGUUGGAUCAACACCGUGAUCGGUGGAUAUGGAUAUGAGAUACGACUAUAUAAAUGUGUAGUGUUUAAUGUUUAUCAACUUUAUAUCUAUAGGGUCUAAUAAUUUUUGUUAAUAGUAUUAUAUAAUUUUGUAAUGUUUUUAAUAUUAUCUUGUGUUGAUGUCUAUCUUUUGUUGAUUGUUGAUUCCGAUUAUAAUUUAAAAUUACGAAAUUAUCCCUCA